Molecule: messenger RNA, 983 nt
Organism: Cryptomeria japonica (Japanese cedar)
Lineage: Eukaryota; Viridiplantae; Streptophyta; Pinopsida; Cupressales; Cupressaceae
Exons: 3
Coding region: 1-684 (227 amino acids)
Source: RefSeq, a predicted model, not a curated record
AUGAGCGACAGUCACAUUGUGAAAGUUUCAUUUGGCAUAUUCACCCCUGAGGAGGGGUUUGAUAUGGACGAUGCAAUUGCCCAUGUCACCAAGGUAGCAGCUGAGAUUGAGCAGAGCAGUAACAUCAACGUGGCCAUUCUCAAGUGUCUCCACCAUUCCUGGGUGGCAGUUUUUGCAGUUGAAGCAAAAACUGUACACGAAUCAGCUACAAUAAAUUUACCUCAGGCUGCUGCCUUCACCAGGGGACUAAACUGUCCAGUGAGAAUACUCGAGUCCGGGUGGUUUCAACAAACUUCCCAGCAAACAAGAAAAGACCUUCCCUUCGCACAGAUUUCCCUGGGAGACAUAGUGAGUAUACGUUCCAUGAAGUGCACGAGCUGGGAGAAACAGGACACACUCUCAUACUCCUGCCUCGCCAUUCUCAGAGCCUAUUUCGACCGCUUCAGAGGCUUAAUUUCUUGCUCAUUCUAUGAUUCCAUGAAUGGGAAGCAGAUAAUCGGUAUAGUAGUAUGGGAUAGCAUUGAAUCUGCACUUUUUGUGGCAAAACAUCCCGAGUCCAAUCCUGCACUACCAUAUUGGGAGCAACUUGGUGCCCAAGAACUCAAGUAUCGUGUUUAUCAGGUUGUGUAUGUUACUCGCAAAGAUCCAGUCCAAGCUUCAUCAUUACCUAGCUUUCAGAUAUAAUUUGACAACACACAGAAACUUAUUGCUAUAUAAGUAGUGUGUAAGAAAAGUUGUAUUGUUUUAGAGUGGGUUAUGUCGCCGCUGCAACAUUGUAAUUAUUUAGAUUGGCGAGUGAAAUCGAUGAUUGAUGAGAUCAUGUCUUGAUGGGUGUUAGAAUGCAAGAAGAAAGACCAAGAAAUUAUGCGGCAUUGGUAUGCAAAUUUUUCGAUCUAGGUUUCUUUUGAUUGGUGUGUUUGGUAGUAGACGGGAGAGCUCUGUAUUUUCAAUGAGAUGUUACGAAAUAUAGGAACCUUCAUUAC